Messenger RNA from Diversispora eburnea, 1167 nucleotides. Lineage: Eukaryota; Fungi; Glomeromycota; Glomeromycetes; Diversisporales; Diversisporaceae. The record is from the annotation of a GenBank genome assembly.
AUGACCAACGAAGAAACCUUUCUUUUCACUUCAGAGUCAGUAGGCGAAGGUCACCCAGAUAAAAUUGCGGACCAAGUAUCCGAUGCUAUUUUGGAUGCUUGUCUUAAAGUGGACCCCUUUUCAAAGGUUGCUUGUGAAACCGCCACGAAAACUGGUCUGGUCUUGGUAUUUGGAGAAAUUACAACCUCGGCUCCAAUCGAUUACCAAAAAAUCGUUCGUGAUACUAUUGCACGUAUAGGUUAUGAUGAUUCUUCGAAAGGUUUUGACUAUAAGACCUGUAAUGUUCUUGUUGCUAUUGAACAACAAUCACCACAUAUUGCACAGGGACUUGUACAAAAAAGCAAUAAACUUGAAGAUAUUGGUGCUGGUGACCAAGGUAUCAUGUUUGGAUAUGCUACUGAUGAAACUCCCGAACUGAUGCCAAUUAGUCUUGUCCUCGCUCACAAGCUAAACAAAAAGAUGGCCGAUCUUCGCAGGGACGGUACUCUUUCUUGGCUUCGUCCAGAUUCUAAGUCACAAGUCACUGUACGUUAUAAAAUGGAAAAUGGUGCAUUAAUUCCUCUUGAAGUUGAUUCCGUCGUUAUUUCAACCCAACAUUCACCAGAUAUUGAAACACCAGAAAUUAGACGUCUUAUAAAAGAACACGUUAUCAAUUCCGUUAUACCUUCUAAAUUUCUUACGGAAAAAACAACUUAUCAUAUACAACCUUCUGGUUUGUUUGUUAUUGGUGGCCCUCAAGGUGACGCUGGACUGACGGGUCGUAAAAUCAUUGUCGACACGUAUGGCGGUCAUGGUGCUCAUGGUGGUGGUGCUUUUUCUGGAAAAGAUUGGUCCAAAGUUGAUCGUUCCGCUGCUUACACUGCACGAUGGAUUGCAAAAUCUCUUGUUGCCGCAAAACUUGCAAGGCGUGUUCUUGUCCAACUUUCUUAUGCUAUUGGAGUUGUAGAGCCUCUUUCCGUUUUUGUUUCUACUUAUGGCACAUCAUCUAAAACGAAUACCGAGUUAUUAAAAAUCAUUAAAGAAAACUUCGAUUUGCGACCCGGUAUUAUUGUACAGCAACUUAGCUUACAUAAACCACAAGGUUGGAGUUACGAACAAACAGCAGCUUAUGGGCAUUUCGGAAGGGAAGAGUUUCCUUGGGAGAAAGUAAAGGAGCUUAAAUUCUAG